Saccostrea cuccullata (small rock oyster) is the source of this 1885-nucleotide messenger RNA. Its product is annotated as DBH-like monooxygenase protein 2 homolog. Lineage: Eukaryota; Metazoa; Mollusca; Bivalvia; Ostreida; Ostreidae. The transcript has 5 exons. The record is from RefSeq and is a predicted model, not a curated record. Gene Ontology annotation, molecular function: dopamine beta-monooxygenase activity; copper ion binding. Bases 64 to 1284 code for a protein of 406 amino acids.
AUUAACCAAACAUUACAAUUUCCGAAAACCACGGUGCCAGCACGGGAAACAAAUUAUUUCUGCAUGACCUUUGACCUCCUAACAGAUGGAGAUUACCAUCUUAUUGGGUCUAAGCCUUUGGUUGACAAUGCCAAUGUGCUACAUCACAUGAUUCUAUAUGGUUGUAAAGACACAGCGAAGGUGACAUCUACUCCCGAGAGCUGUGGAAUGGCCAAGGAAGACUGCAAUGAUAUGAUAGCGCUCUGGGCUGUAGGAUUUACCGGUGAAUGCCUUCAUAAAGAUACUGGUUUUAGGGUCGGGGUUAAUGGAUACAAGAAAGCCAUAUUAGAGGUUCAUUGGAAUAACCCGGAGAAAAGGUCAGAUUAUAUGGACGGAUCUGGCAUGUAUAUAUUCCUCACAAAGUCAAGAAGAGUCCAUGAUGCGGGGAUUCUGAUGGUCGGACAGAAUUACAUUCAAAUCCCCCCACGCUCCCCUCGAGUUGUGGUGACAGCGAACUGUCCCCGUGCCGACACUUCACAAUUUAUUGUAAAUGGACCAGUCUACUUUACCCGUGCACUGAAUCAUAUGCAUUACCUGGGAAGAGAAAUGAAGUUGGAACAUUAUAGGGAUGGAAAGAAAUUGCGGGACCUGUCUUAUGAAACCGACUACAGUUAUGAUAGUCCCAAAACGUUCGAAUUUUCAACACCUGUUGAGUUCAGAGCCGGGGACGAAGUAAUCACCACUUGUGUAUUCAACUCCAUGAACAUGAACAAAACUGUGUUCAAAGGUGAUGCAACUAGUGAUGAAAUGUGUUUCGGAUUUCUCACGUACUACCCAAAGGAAAAUCUCACCGUGACCUCCUGCACUCAGUGGCAAGACAUAAGCCAAAAUGCUCUAGAAUCUUAUCAAGAUAAACUUAUAAAUGGUUGUAAUAUUACGGCAUUCAUUGAUGAAAAAAAUCCUGCAACGGUCACUUUUUUGAAGGCCGUCUACGAGAACUGUAAAAUGCUCAUGGGAUGUACCUCAGAAUGCCGUGCAUUUUUACCAGAAGCAAUGAAAAAUCCAUGUGUAAAUGGCAGUAUGGGGGCUUAUUUCCGGCAAGCAGCUGUUGCACUUAGCUGGGACUCACGUUUUGCCAUGUUUACAGCUCUCGACGCCUGUAACGCGGAAAUUGCCCGAGAGAACUGCCAGGCUAAAUGUAUGGACACGUGUGAGGAACUGAAGAAAGCAACAUCAGAAGCCAGUACGGCAACAAGAGCAACACUUGUUGCAUCAAUAUUAUUUACCAUCCAUUUUAGUUUAUAAGAAAGGAAAAGUUUAAUCACAGAACUAAUGUCGAUAACUACAAACAGCGCAGCAUUAUUCAAUAAAGUUGAUAUCAAGAAUAUUUUUGAAAAGUGUGUUCAAUAGUAAAGCUUGGAUAUUUGUUUAGUUUGCGUUUUUAAAAACAUGUACUACAUAAACGUUUACAAACUUAAAGAGCAAAGUCGGUAAAUAAUAGUAAUCUAUCCUUAAUAUUCAGAAAUAAAAGAUUCAAUUACAGAGUUUGUUUCUAAUCAUUUCAAUACUAACUUCUGAGCAUUGUACAAAUAUUUUCGCGAAAGGCUUUGUAGAUAGAUUCGUAAGCCAAUUACAUGUACAUUCAUACCAUAGACUUAAUUCGUCGAUUAUCAUCGGGCUUUAAUUGCAAGCAACGUUUAAAUUUCACUAUAUAUGCUUGAGAACUUUGCAAAAAAUGCCAUCAAUAUGCAUAUGUAUAUUUGUAUGAAUUCACUCUGUAAAUAAAUAUGCACACAUGUAUUUCUUUUUGUUAUAAAACCAUCUACUCUAUCUUCCUUUCCAUGUAUGUUUUCAAUUUUGAAUUAACUGGAUGGCAUGUUCAUGUAAUAAACAAAUUACAGUUUGA